UGCUUUAGCAGCCAUGCAGGACUGCCUACGAAUGACUGGAUGACCAGCAUGUUUCUGGCAGCUGAGGCAUCUUGGCCUGUGCUGUGGUUGUGGUCUCAAGCUCUCUUCUGCCUCCUCUUCUGUGCCCCUUCUGGUUGUUGUACUUCCUGCCCCGAGCAGUGUCAGUGUACCAACUACUCCGGAGCAACAGCUGUUCUGUGCAGCGCAAGCAACCUGGAAGAGAUUCCAAAGGACAUUCCCAAAGACACCAUGUUUUUGAAGCUGGAUGCAAAUAAAAUCACUGCUGUCCCCAACAGCACGUUCAGGCAUCUGGCCCACUUGCAAGAGAUAGACCUCUCCAAAAAUGCCAUCGAGAAGAUUGACUCUGCAGCAUUCAAAGGGGUUGCUGAUGGCCUGAGACUGCUCGAUCUCUCUGGCAACCAUAUUCAGAGGAUCCCAAAGGAAGCCCUGGUCAACCUGAAUGCCAUGAUCCGUCUAUCCAACAACCCCUGGCAUUGCGAAUGUACUUUGCAGGAAGUCUUGUGGGAAGUGAAACUGGACCCCGAGUCAGUCAAUGAGAUCACCUGCCAAACAUCAGUGCAAGAGGAAUAUGCUGGCAAGCCUCUGCUCCACAUUCUGGAUUCAGGCAUCAACUUUUGCAACAUGCACCAGAAAACCACCGAUGUUGCCAUGUUUGUUACCAUGUUCAGCUGGUUUACUUUGGUCAUUAGCUAUGUGGUGUACUAUGUUCGGCACAACCAAGAGGACACAAAGAAGCACCUGGAGUACCUGAAAUCACUGCCUAGCACCAGGGUUCCUAAAGAGACCAUCAGCACUAUCCUGUAGCCAGCCAAGAAUAGUGACCCUCAGCUGAGCAUCCAGGAGAGGCUAUUGGGUGGGAUCUGGGACUUUUAUUUCCUACUAGUUCUUCACGGACUUUUCUAUUUUUUUAAAACAUGUUUAACAGGAAGGGAAAGCUUUGUUGUUGUUGUUGUUGUUGUUGCUUAUCAGCAUAGAGGUUCCCCAUGUUGUGCGUUACGUUAUAAACAGUGGGGUCUCGGCAGAAACAAUGCUGUAUAAAAUGAGCUGCUUUCCAGGAGAAUAUUUGGACAGUAGGCGAUUGACUGUGGACACAGAAAUCUGCAAUCAGGAUUUGACUCAUGAAGAAGAGAUGUGAAAGAGGCUCACAAUUUCAAGAGGAAGUAUGGACAUGGCUGACUUUUGUUUGACGUUUUGGGAUACUGCAGAAGCACUGUCCUGCUCAUGUUCUGCAGCAGCCAGGGUACCUAGGCGAGCCACAUGUGGAGGUAGCAUCGAACCAUCAGAACUAGUAGGCACUGAAGCACAAGGAAUCGGAACCCAACUCAAGAUAAUUCUCCAAAAUUUUCUUCCCCCUUGAUUUUCCUUUCAAAGUAAUUUCCUUUCUAUUAAAAUGCAUGGGAAUGGUUGAAUAAAAUGUGGGAUAGAUUUUUGGGGUUGCAUUUUGAUAGCAUUUGUGGGAACAUGGGGCAUCUGCACAUAGCAACUAAUGAAAUAAUGCUUUAACAAAUAACAGCAAAAACCAGGGAUAGCACAAUGCCAGACAUGCUUCUGGGCAUUGAAAUGGACAGUAGCUCAGGGCCUUUUUCAGAUGAUCAGUUUUAUAGUACAGUUUAUGCACCUUUGCUAUUCAUCCAUUUGUGUCCUGGGAUGCACGGGUCUUAUUCUGCUGGGUACACCCUUCACUAUUACGAGGUGUGCAGAGCGUGUUGUUGCAUGUCACAGUCAGAGCUGUGGGAUCACUCAUGCCUGGUUCCCAAGGACCCUGAUAUAUUUACCAGGGCCCCUGAUCUGUUCUGCUGACUUCUGAGUGUCCAUUGCUGCCAAUGGAGGGCAUUUGUUUAUGAAAACACCACCCAGCCAGUCUCCUUUCUUGCAUAGUUUCAUCCCAUUGCAAACCAAGUACAAUCAA
This is a messenger RNA of Varanus komodoensis (Komodo dragon), 1930 nucleotides long. RefSeq names its product leucine rich repeat containing 3 (gene LRRC3). The coding region runs from base 40 to 825 and encodes 261 amino acids. Gene Ontology annotation, cellular component: plasma membrane. Lineage: Eukaryota; Metazoa; Chordata; Lepidosauria; Squamata; Varanidae. Gene Ontology annotation, molecular function: protein binding. The record is from RefSeq and is a predicted model, not a curated record. The transcript has a single exon.